Ambispora gerdemannii is the source of this 253-nucleotide messenger RNA. The record is from the annotation of a GenBank genome assembly. Lineage: Eukaryota; Fungi; Glomeromycota; Glomeromycetes; Archaeosporales; Ambisporaceae.
AUGGAUGAAGAAUCUGUAGACGAAGAAAUAGAUGAAGAAGCUAUAGGCAAAGUUAUAGAAGAAGAAGUAAGUAUAAAGAUUAAUUUUACGGAUACCAUCAAGGUGAUGGCAAAAAUUCUUUAUGAAAGAGAACAUCUGAAGAAGGAGAGUUCCAUAUACACAUUUGAUGAAAUGCGAAGAUUACUUCAAGGAAUUGAGCCAAGCUUGGGAAAUUUCUUUGACCAACUUUAUUUGGUAGCUCAACCAUCAAAAC